This is a messenger RNA of Drosophila santomea, 3519 nucleotides long. RefSeq names its product high-affinity choline transporter 1 (gene ChT). Gene Ontology annotation, molecular function: choline:sodium symporter activity. The coding region runs from base 933 to 2777 and encodes 614 amino acids. The record is from RefSeq and is a predicted model, not a curated record. The transcript has 6 exons. Gene Ontology annotation, biological process: choline transport; transmembrane transport; acetylcholine biosynthetic process. NCBI's taxonomy places the organism in Eukaryota, Metazoa, Arthropoda, Insecta, Diptera, Drosophilidae. Gene Ontology annotation, cellular component: plasma membrane.
CCCCUAAUUUAAGUCGAGUGGCGGCUUCCACGAAACGAUUCAUCCGGCGAUUCGAUAAAAAUUCCUGCGCACAUACACAAAAUGAACGCCCACUCGGCUCAGCCAUUUUCCGUCGAAGAGGCCAUCGGUUCGCCGAUGGGACUCCAGUACUUGAACUUCCAAUUCAGUUAUAAUUUCGUCGCUCUAACCGCCAACACGGUCCGACGGCUGAACGUGGAAACGUGUUUUUAGUUUACCAAUAGCCCGUAGUCUACUGCUAAUUUGUUUUUCAAAACCGAAUGGCUUUAGUUUAAUUGCUUAAUUCAUUUUCGAAUAUCGAUCUGAUUGGACUCAGUCCACCUUGAAGUUUGGAUCGAUUUAAUAGGCCACUCGAUUGCAGUUCAAAUAAACCGAAGGCUUCUAAACACCACCUGAACGUGUGGGUGGUGGGAUUUUUAUAUAAUCUGGAACAUUUUCGACAACCUCUCGGGUGCGGAGCUAGUGGCAUUGGUUUAAUGCGUCCGUCACGCGUUUCAUUACCAGCCGGAGCACAUGUGCGGGUUACAUUUUAGGACGCGUAACAGUCCGUCUCAGAAGACGUCCCUCCGCUGGGGCGACUGCUGUCUAGCCUAAUCUAGUGUUCCGACCGUGAUUCGAGUUCCUAGCCGGAGACCUCAUCCUCGAUUUCGAUCGACCUACUGCUACGGGACUUCCCGCAUCCACCAAGAGCCCCUUGGAGCAGGAAAUGUUGCAUAAGCCGAGGCGCAUUUGAUUGGCGCGCUUCUCUGAUUGCCGUCGCUAAGCUCCAGAAUCGAAAAUCGGCGUCCGCUUGAACUUGGCGCACAAAUCGCAAGGCAGAGCCAAAAGGUCAACCCCAUUCCGAGAGUAUCUAGUUACACCAGCGCGUGGAGAGCCGUAAGUUUCGUAGCCAAGGACACGCCUGAACUGCAAGGAUGAUCAAUAUCGCCGGCGUGGUGAGCAUCGUGCUCUUCUACCUCCUGAUCCUGGUUGUGGGCAUUUGGGCCGGUCGCAAGAAGCAGUCCGGCAACGAUUCGGAGGAGGAGGUGAUGCUGGCCGGACGCUCCAUCGGCCUCUUCGUUGGCAUCUUCACCAUGACUGCCACCUGGGUGGGUGGCGGCUACAUUAACGGCACGGCGGAGGCUAUAUACACAUCGGGUCUGGUGUGGUGUCAGGCUCCAUUUGGAUACGCUCUGAGCUUGGUAUUUGGUGGCAUCUUCUUCGCCAAUCCCAUGCGCAAGCAGGGCUACAUCACCAUGCUGGACCCGCUGCAGGAUUCCUUUGGUGAGCGGAUGGGAGGACUGCUCUUCCUGCCCGCUCUCUGUGGAGAGGUCUUCUGGGCAGCCGGCAUCCUGGCUGCACUUGGAGCCACUCUUUCGGUGAUAAUCGACAUGGAUCACCGCACCUCGGUGAUACUGUCCUCCUGCAUCGCCAUCUUCUACACACUGUUUGGUGGACUGUACUCCGUGGCGUAUACGGACGUGAUCCAGUUGUUCUGCAUCUUCAUCGGUCUAUGGAUGUGCAUUCCCUUCGCCUGGAGCAACGAGCACGUUGGCAGCCUGAGUGACCUGGAGGUGGACUGGAUCGGGCAUGUGGAGCCUAAAAAGCAUUGGCUAUACAUAGACUACGGCUUGCUGCUCGUCUUUGGGGGCAUUCCCUGGCAGGUCUACUUCCAGCGGGUGCUGUCCAGCAAAACGGCAGGAAGGGCCCAGCUCCUGUCCUAUGUUGCAGCCGCCGGAUGCAUUUUGAUGGCCAUUCCCCCGGUGCUCAUCGGAGCGAUUGCCAAGGCCACACCUUGGAACGAAACAGAUUACAAGGGACCCUAUCCCCUGACCGUGGACGAGACGAGCAUGAUUCUGCCCAUGGUGUUGCAGUACCUCACGCCCGACUUCGUGUCCUUCUUCGGACUGGGCGCCGUUUCUGCUGCCGUGAUGUCCUCCGCUGAUUCUUCGGUGCUCUCCGCCGCCUCUAUGUUCGCCCGGAACGUUUACAAAUUGAUUUUCCGUCAGAAGGCGUCCGAGAUGGAAAUCAUUUGGGUGAUGCGAGUCGCCAUCAUUGUGGUGGGCAUCCUGGCCACCAUCAUGGCCCUCACUAUUCCCUCCAUCUACGGCUUAUGGUCCAUGUGCUCGGAUCUGGUCUACGUCAUCCUGUUCCCGCAGCUGCUCAUGGUGGUGCACUUCAAGAAGCACUGCAACACGUACGGCAGCUUGUCGGCUUACAUUGUGGCCCUGGCAAUCCGACUGUCGGGCGGGGAGGCCAUCCUAGGACUGGCUCCGUUGAUCAAGUAUCCUGGCUACGACGAGGAGACCAAGGAGCAGAUGUUCCCCUUCCGCACCAUGGCCAUGCUGCUCAGCCUGGUCACCCUCAUCUCGGUCUCCUGGUGGACUAAAAUGAUGUUUGAGUCCGGCAAGUUGCCGCCCAGCUACGACUACUUCCGCUGCGUGGUCAACAUUCCGGAGGAUGUGCAGCGUGUGGGCGAUCCCUCGGAGUCGGGUGAACAGCUAUCCGUAAUGGCCGGACCCCUGGCUAGAUCCUACGGAGCGGCCACAAUGGCGGGCAAGGAUGAGCGCAAUGGCCGCAUCAAUCCCGCGCUGGAAUCGGACGACGAUCUGCCAGUGGCGGAGGCACGACGCAUCAACCAGGAGACGGCGCAGGCGCAGGUCAAGAAAAUGCUGGACAACGCCACUGGAGUAAAGCCCUCGGGCGGAGGAGGGGGCCACCUCCAGAGCCAAAGCGGGAUGGCCAUGCCCACUGCGGAGCAGGAUAAUACGGCCUUCUGAGCGGAGUAGAAAAUCCCAUGGCAUCUUGGUAGCUGAUUGCCCAAAAUUAGGCUGCAGUUGAUACCAGAUAAAUAUCCGAUUUUAUGUUGCGCUUGUUAGGGGGACACAAAUGGGGGAUGUUGGGGUCAUCAGAUUGUGGAGAGGAGUACAGAAAGUAUUAGGAAACGUACGUUAAACACACAAGUGCUCAGGUAAAAUGUGCAGAAAGCUGAUCGUAAGGUUUACAUUUUCAUUUAGCCAACUUAAUGUGUAUAGUUUCUACAAGCUAAAAGCGUUCUAUCGGUAUUUAUUUUGAUGUUAGAGUAUCUAUGUGUAAAUGUUCAUUAUCCUGCCCGAGAAUUGCAUAGGAAUUCCCGUAUUAACCCAAAGAGUUAGCCCAAAAAGUUGAAGAGGCUAUGGAAGUAAGUGUAUGUAUAACCACUGAGCAGAGCAUUUGAGCAAUAUGAAUUGGCAUUCCUGGCGUUAGCAUAUCGAUCAUAUACUAUAUAGAUGCAUAUAAUGUGAAUCAUGUGUCCUUCCAGAACGAACAAAGCUAAGCAAAACUAACCACAAACUAAUGCAAACGAAACAUAUCAAAACAAGGCGGAAGUAUAUCAGUAUACAUAUCACUCGUGUAAGCUAUAUUGGAGAAUCGGGGUAUAAAAACAUCCACUAUAUCCAAACAGUAGUCGAGUAAGUGAGCGAAAACGAGGCAUAUCGAGUUAUAUAGGAAUGAAUUUUAGCUGCUCUCAAAGAGCAAAAA